Pungitius pungitius (ninespine stickleback) is the source of this 3150-nucleotide messenger RNA. RefSeq names its product carotenoid-cleaving dioxygenase, mitochondrial-like. The coding region runs from base 110 to 1780 and encodes 556 amino acids. Gene Ontology annotation, molecular function: beta-carotene 15,15'-dioxygenase activity; carotenoid dioxygenase activity. The record is from RefSeq and is a predicted model, not a curated record. The transcript has 12 exons. Gene Ontology annotation, cellular component: mitochondrion. Gene Ontology annotation, biological process: carotene catabolic process; retinal metabolic process. NCBI's taxonomy places the organism in Eukaryota, Metazoa, Chordata, Actinopteri, Perciformes, Gasterosteidae.
AUGCCCAACCUAUUUAUAUUACGUUUCACUGUUACAUAAGAGCGCUGCUGCCUGCGUAUAGCGCGGAUCUUUGGUCCUGUUACAGUUUCUGCCUGCGUUCACCAGUGAGAUGCCUUCUGAGAAGCUCGAGACUUCAGACGAUGCUAAGCCUGUUGACAAUGGCAAGGCAACGGAAUUCAUUACCUCAGCAUUAAAGGGACUAGAGACAAUUGAACCUCUGGUGCGCUCGGUACAAGAGACACCAGAGCCGAUAUCCACUGAAGUACAAGGUACCAUCCCCUCCUGGAUCAACGGCAAACUCCUGCGCAAUGGCCCGGGGAAGUUUGAGUUUGGAAACACACACUACAACCACUGGUUCGAUGGGAUGGCCAUGCUACACCAGUUCAAGAUCCACCAAGGUCAGGUGACGUACAUGAGUCGGUUCCUGGACAGCGAUGCCUACAAAAACAACUGCGAAAAGGAUCGCAUCGUGAUGUCAGAAUUUGGUACCUUGGCCAUGCCCGACCCCUGUAAGAACUUCUUCCAGCGCUUCCUGUCUCGCUUUGAAAUGAUAACACCAACGGACAAUGCCAGUGUGAGCUUUGUGAAGUACAAGGGUGACUACUUUGUCAGCACAGAGACUAAUUUUAUGCACAAAGUGAACCCAGAGAACUUAGAAACAUUGGAAAAGGUAGACUGGAGCAAAUUCAUUGCUGUGAAUGGAGCCACUGCCCACCCACACUAUGACCCCGACGGUACCAGCUACAAUAUGGGUAACUCCUAUGGAAGCAAAGGAGCCCUGUACAACAUCAUCAGAGUGCCUCCUGAGAAGACAGAUGCCAAAGACACCCUUCAGGGAACCAAAAUACUUUGCUCUAUUGUGCCUGCAAACAAGUCCCAUCCCUCCUACUAUCACAGCUUUGCCAUGUCGGAGAACUACGUGGUGUUCAUUGAGCAGCCGAUCAAGAUGGACCUGAUGAAGAUAGUCACAUGCAAGCUGAGGGGGAAGGCUAUGAGUGACGGCAUCUACUGGGAUCCCAAACUGGAAACGGUCUUCCAUGUCGUUAACAAGAAGAACGGGGAGGUCAUCCCGGUGAAGUACCACACCAAAGCCAUCUCCACCUUCCAUCAGAUCAACGCCUUCGAGGAAGAUGGAUUCUUGAUGAUCGACCUGUGCUGCUCAGACGACGGCCAAGCCAUCAACAACUACCUCAUCCAGAACCUACGCAAGUCGGGGGACGCCUUAGAUGAGGUGUACAACACCAUGUGCAGGGUAUUCCCUCGGCGUUUUGUUCUUCCCCUCAACGUGACCGGUGACACCCCAACGGACCAGAACCUGAACACGCGGCUCUCCAGCUCAGCGACGUGUGUCAAAGUCAGCAACGACAAGGUGUUCUGCCAACACGAGGAUCUCCAUGGAGAUGACCUCCACGAGUACGGAGGCCUUGAGUUCCCUCAGAUCAACUACGGAAGAAACAACACGCGGCCCUACCGCUACUUCUAUGGCUGUGGCUUCAGACACCUGGUGGGAGACUCACUGCUCAAGAUGGACCUGAAGGACAAUACAUUCAAGGUGUGGCAGCAGAAGGGUUUCUUCCCUUCAGAGCCUGCGUUUGUGCCGUCACCUGAUGCCGUGGAAGAGGACGAAGGAGUCAUCCUCUCCGUGGUCCUCACCCCCUCACAGGAUAAAGGAGCAUUCCUCUUGGUUUUGGAUUCAAAGAGCUUUGAAGAACUGGCAAGAGCUUACGUGCCUGUUAACAUGGCUUAUGGCUUCCAUGGUACCUUCGACGCCUCUGCAUAACCCUGUUUCUGUUACAUACAUUUCUUUAAUGAAUGUAGUAGCAGCAAUACGUAAAACCACUAAUUCCCACUAUAACCACUGUAUUUCUGGUGCGAUAUUUAAAGAAAGGUGCAGUGUUCUGUUUAGCCGUGCCUCCACUCGACUCACUAAUUAUACCGGGUCCUGUUCCUUCAGAAAGUGUUGCCUCAGCUCAGCAGGGAUCAUCGGAUCGGCGUAACAACAGCGUGUAAAACGGCUGUGACGUCCUCUUAAGAACCUUAAAUGAGUCUCUGAAUCAUCUCAAAGGCUACCAAACCAAGGAACCCCUGCACAGAUGUAAGGUACAUUUUGCAAGCCUUUUUUUUAAUCAUGGUGGAAUGCAUUACAGGUCGCGGUUGCUAUGGAGUGUAGCUUGGGUAUUAUAUGCUGCACACUGCAUAGGAUUGGGUGGUAUCCAGCAGUUUGGUGUGUUGCACUACUUUUCUAAACAGAUUUUUGGUUUGUAGUAACAUACAACUGUAGACUAAUGACCCCCAAUGAACCAAAGAUACUCAUUAUGUUUAAUAACUAUUGUUAUUGUAUAUCUCUGGACGACUAAACGUCGGGCAUCAAACUUGUGAUUUUCAGGUCACACAAUGCUUAAACCACCACAAGUGUCAAACAAAGCUUUUCUUUUAACACAUUUUUUGGUUACUUAAACAAUGUUUUGUAUAUUGUAUUUUUUACAGAGUUUAUACUCAUUUGACAAUGUAAUAACCUCCGUUAUUGUGUGUUUCCAAAGUUAUGGUGCAUCAGUAUGUAAAAAUGCUGUUUCAUAACUUGAUGAUUAAUAUUCCAUUUAGUGCAUUAUACUGAAAAAAAUGGAAAGUUAUACAUUUCGGUUUUGAAACUCUAGAAAACUUAAUCUCUAAAUGGUUUGAAAGUUCAAAGCCAAAUAUUGGUUAAUAGUGUCACGGGGCAAGAGUUAAAUCAUGAGAAAUAGUUGUGUUUCUUAAUACGGAUUCAUCCACAGUGAGUCUAGAAUCAGGCCAACGGCACUGCAGCAGAUAAUAGACCCAUGAAAAUGAUCUUAACGUCAAAUGCUCAAAAGACAUUUGUUUGAGAAUUUUCUUAUGCCAAUACACUGUAAUGUACACAUGAAGACUGUGAAAGCACUGUCCUUUCACUCCUUAGGUACAUUUUAAUUACAUUUUAAUUACAUAUAGACAUUUUGCCAAACCCAAGGUAUAUUCUUUAUAUAUAUUAUUCCUGAGAUUAAGUUUCUAUAAACUGUUUUACUGGAGAAUUUUAAUCGCUGUGUGAGUAACAAGUGGACCAAAGCAGCUUAAAGCUGAUUUGAAACUAAUGUGUUAUGUGGAAAAAAAAGGUAAACCAAUAAAACUUUGUGUUAA